GGACGCACCUUAGCAAGAGAUCCAACUAAGUUGUGCGUGCGCGCUCCCGCGACAGAGGAUGCACUUCUCUGCAAACACCUCGUUCUCAGCAUAACACCGGCGGUGACAGGGUUAACGGUCACGUGAUCUCGAUGGUAUUAUCAACCCGAGGCAGUGUGGAGUCAGAGAAGUCUGUCUCAAGGGAACAAAGGCGGCGGUCAAUUUGAGAAGCAGUGGCACCAUGUUCAUGCACCGCACAGGCGGAGCAGCGCUGAGGCUCCAGCUGAGGAUUCCCGCCUCUCUGCUUGUGUGCGUCCUCGCGCUGCACUGUCUUCCCCGCGUGGUGUGUCCUCCAGCGCGCAAGCUGAGCACUUACAGAGCGUCACCGGUCUCUGAGAACAUCCCGUACCUGAAAGGUAGUAGGGCAGACUCACAACCAGAAGAAUUGCUGAGGAUGAGGAGUUUACCAGCAAACAUGUCUUUGUCAUGGAACAAACCACGCUGUGGCGUGCCAGACUACCCCACCCAGAGAAAAGUCCAUCAUCUGGGUCUGCACCGACAAAGACGCUUUGUGCUGCACGGAGGACAAUUGGACAAGAGGGACCUCACCUACAAGAUCAUCAAGUCCCCCCCCAACAUGGGGGAGGAGAUGGUGCGACAUAUCUUCAGAGAAGCACUAAAAAUUUGGAGUGAUGUUACCCCACUCACAUUCACCGAGGUCCACAAUGGGAAGACAGACAUCUCUAUUGAUUUCAGAAGGUACUGGCAUGGAGAAAACUUGCCCUUUGAUGGCCCAGGGGGCAUUCUUGCUCAUGCCUUCUUCCCCAAAACACACAGACAGGGCGAUGUUCACUUUGAUUUGGAUGAGACAUGGACCAUUGGGAAUCACUUGGGCACGGACCUUCUCCAAGUUGCCGCCCAUGAGUUUGGACAUGUCCUGGGCCUGCAGCACUCACCAGUGCCAGGAACCAUCAUGUCAGCCUACUAUUCCUUCUUGUAUCCACUUCAGCUGAGUGAGGAUGAUAAGCGAGGCAUCCAGUACCUGUAUGGUGUUCCUUCACAGGCUGCGCCCCCAUUCCGCGACAACCUGGAGACCAAUGACAUUGUCCUUAUGCCUGAUGUCUGCCAGACAGACUUUGAUGCUGUAUCUAUGAUUCGAGGAGAGCUGUUCUUCUUUAAAUCCGGUUACGUGUGGAGAAUUAGGGAUGGGCAUCUGGAAAGUGGCUACCCAGCAUUGGCAUCACGGCACUGGAGGGGGAUACCUGCAAACAUUGAUGCUGCCUUUGAGGACAAGUCGGGAAACAUCUGGUUCUUUCGAGGUGAAAAGUUCUGGAUGUUUGAUGCUGAGAGGCACAUCAGGGGCCCCGAGUCCACCAGAAGCUUGGGUCUGUCCGUAUCUGGGAUUCAGGCAGCGCUGCGCUGGGGUGCUGACUCCAACUACAACACUUAUUUUUUUAAGUCUGGCAGCUACUGGAGGUUUAGCCCGAGUGAGAACCGUGUGGAAUCGGUAUACCCACGCAGCAUGCAGGAAUGGAACGAUAUCCCAGAAGACAUGGAUGCUGCCUUCAGGGACCUCUAUGGACAUGCUCAUUUUGUUCGAGGGCAGCAGUACUGGAAAUUCAGCUCCUCCGGCAUGAACCUGUUGGAAGGUUACCCACGGUAUAUCGGCAUUGAUUUUUUUAGCUGCAGAAGCAUAUGAGCCAGGGGAAAAAAAAAUCAUUUUGAUGUUUUAAAAUCAAAAAGACCUUUUGGAAUCGAGGUUUUGGACCGAAGAGGACGUCUUUCAAAUCAGUAUAUGCUUUACUCUAUACAUUUUUGGAUUACAUUUUUUCCUCUCAGGAAACCAAGUAAUGUUCUUUUAGACAUGGUCGUAUACUGUGCAAUAUGCUCGUAUUUAUUUUGCCUGUUUUUUUUUUUUUUAAACAUGAGGCUGAGCAUGCCAGUUGUGUGCUACUUUGUUCUUUAAGGUUAAAAACAAGACAACUGGUUUACAAACAAGCCCUCAGCUAAUUGAACUCCUUUAGUUAGCCAUUGCGUGUACAUAAGCUAACACAGGGAGGUUUAAGCAGCAUAAAUGACACAAAAUCAAACUUUGUUGUUUCUCAUUAACAACAAAUACCAACAAGUCAUUUUACAGAAUAAGAGAAGCAGCAGGAGGACUUUUCUCUGCAGCACCAAUUAGAAAACAUGCUGUUUUUUUUAGAUCUCCAAGUCUACAGAUUUUCUUUGUGAUCCACAAACAACAACUGAAUCUUAAACUUUAGAAAACUCUCACUGAGCGUGUCCCCUUAUCCUCAAAAGGUUGCUGGAGUGCAAUUUUCCAUUUCAAAAAGUCAGAUUUCACACCUCAAGAUAUUUACAAUCAAAACAAUAAAAUAACAUUAGGAGAUUUUUUUCUUUGCUUGUAUUGGCAGAGUUCAUAGGUGGAACUCCUGCCCAAUCAUCCACUUUUAGAGCACUGGGAAGGGCAAAUUUUGUUUUGUACUAUCCCUCUCUGGUUGCCACAGAAGGAAUGAGAGGCAGCAAGUAAAAAAAAAGCUGAGGAAUAAGAAAUUAUCUUACAAAAUUGUCUUCUUUUAUUAAAAAUAAUUGUUUUAUACUAAGAUGAAAGUACCCUCACUUUAACUUCAUAAUUUCACUGUUGAGUUUCAUGAAUGUGUAGUUGGAAAAAACAGUGUUUUCAGAAGAACAGAAUCCUGCUUCCAUUAACUGGCACUUUUAUAAAUAUAGUGAAAACAUGAAAUUAAGCUUAUUUUUGCCUUAGAAUAGCAAAACUUUGAUUGUCCUUUUUCUGAUCAUCAGUCAUCAUUUUCUUCAAAACAGAAUUUUGUUUUGUUCUUGUUAAGACAGUUUCGACAAUUGCAUAACUCUAAAUCUAUAAUCCAAAUGUUUUGCUUACAUUUGUAGUUAAAAGCAAACAUGAUGUGACACAUCGUUGUUAAGCACAUCUGUGGAGUCCUCACCUAUAGUGUUCAGUAGAAGCUGCAGGGUGUCAUUUUGUACGCGUUCCAAAUUAUUAUGCAAAUUGUAUUUCAUCUGAAUGCUCUCCUCUGGGGUCCAGAUGACCCCACCCUCACAUUGGAUGUGAGGAUUUUAUGUCUGCCACGGACACCAGUGAAGAUAAAAAAAAUCCUUGAAAAAAAAGUUCAUCAUGCUCUCUUGUGGGGGAUCCAGGUGACCCCACUUUUAAUGUAAACAUGCCUAGGAUAGAACAAGGGUUACGUGGCAAAAAGAUACAGUUCUUUGUUUUUUGAGAAAAAUUAACAGAUGAAAUGGUGUAUGAGAGCUCUUUGGAUCACUGAAAUCUAUCUCAGAUACCUGCAAUCAUUAGUUUCCAGGUUAGCUCAAUUAAACAGACCAACAUUUUUAAGCAAUAUUUGGCUCCCAUCCUUCCCUGACCUCCACCCUAUUGAGAACCUUUGGGGCAUUCUCAAGCCAAAUAUCUGAGGGUGGAGUCAGUUCACAUACAACAGUUGUUCUGGGAGGAUAUUCUGCAAAGAAAUUCAAGCAGAAACUCUAAAAGUGCUUUCACACUAAACACGAUUCAACUCAAGAGCGCACCUGUGCCAUUGAUUAACCUUGAAACUCUCCGCCUCGGCCACGCGAAUGUAAGCAGACCAUUUUCAGUUUUUUAGAAUAUAUCAAAUGUUGUGUAACUCUGCUGUGUGUAAUAAUGUGAAAGGUUUAAAAGUUUUUAUUUUUGAAAAAAAGUACUUUUAUUUUUCUGAGGCUUGUUCAAUAACAAGUAAUGUAUACUCUAAUGAUUACUGGCUGGAAAAUUAUUCAAUCAUUUGCAUUGAGGAUUUUGAAAAAUGUAUAAUUUGCAUAAUAAUUUGGAAUCCACUAUAGAGUUUAUGCUGCUUCCCUGCAGGAGGUGCAUCCUUACUGAGGCUUCUUACAGAAGGCCCUGAUAAAGUCUUUGAAAUUGAUGUUUAGGGACACUAGAUGCAGCAAAUAUGAUACAUUUUGUCUUCAAAGAAAAAAUGUUAGCAAAAGAUUAAAUAAGUUUUUACUGUUUUUUUACUGGAUUAUUUAAUUAAAGUAAUUGUACAUUUUUACUUAAAAUUUGCCAUUUCUUUACCAUGUUUUUAAUUAUUUAAUGCUUUAGUAUAGUAAAAUCAAAAUGGCUAUAAAUAAUCAUGCCAGUUUUAUUUGUUUAUUGUAACCCUUCUGCUAUCCUAGGUAUGUUGACGUUGGGAGUGGGGUCAUCUGGACCCCAAGAGAUAGCCCACUGAACUUUUUUUUUCCUCUCCUGGAACAGUGCGCUGCCAGCACCGUCCCCAGCCUAGCCAAAAAUGCGUGGUUUCUCCGCAGAGCUAACGGCGCUCAGCAAAACACUUUCAUUUUAAAUGCAUAAUAUCAAUUUUGUCUUGUCUUCAAUAAAUUUCAAGUCUAACAGGUGUUCAUUACUCUGAAUGCCAGGCUUCUUUAAGAUGCACACACAGACCCUGGUCAGGUACAAUCGGGUAAACGUGGGGUGUAUUUGUGUUGUGAACCAGUGUAGUGAUGGUUCGGCCAACUAAAGGCAAGCAUCUUAGCAAGAGUUUGGAUGUUGUUUGUUUUCGUGGGUGAAACACAGACAUCGUGCUGAGGCUGGCUGCAGGAUGACAUCAGGAAAUGGAUCACACAUCAGUGUAAGGGUGGAGUCAUCCGGAUCCCAUAAGAUAGCACGAGGGAUAUGUUCAUAUGAAUUUGUAAUGUAGAUGCACUAUAUAAAUCUGUCAAAACACAGAUUACCCACCAGUGUAGGGCAGCCACAAUUAGUCGUAAUUACAUCGACUAAUAAAAUGGUCGACAGCUAAUUUUCUAGUCGACGCGUUGUUUCGUUUUUUUUUGUUUUUUCGUUUUUUUUUUUAUUACUGCUUUCUAAUGCCAGGUCUGCCACUCUCUUUGACACACAAUCACAGUAUGUGUGUGCUGUGCUUGGUUGCUACACAUGCUAAUCCGGUCAGUAGUGAUGUCACAGGAAGUUCUGGGAAGGCUGGUGUACCAAAAAAACAUGCCAACAGAGCUUGAAAAUAUGGGAAACAAAAAAUAAAAGUAAAAGAAAAAA
This is a messenger RNA of Oryzias melastigma (Indian medaka), 5032 nucleotides long. Its product is annotated as stromelysin-3. Gene Ontology annotation, biological process: proteolysis; extracellular matrix organization; collagen catabolic process. The transcript has 8 exons. Gene Ontology annotation, molecular function: metalloendopeptidase activity; zinc ion binding. Lineage: Eukaryota; Metazoa; Chordata; Actinopteri; Beloniformes; Adrianichthyidae. Gene Ontology annotation, cellular component: extracellular matrix. The coding region runs from base 221 to 1678 and encodes 485 amino acids. The record is from RefSeq and is a predicted model, not a curated record.